This is a messenger RNA of Antechinus flavipes (yellow-footed antechinus), 7801 nucleotides long. RefSeq names its product myosin heavy chain 10 (gene MYH10). Gene Ontology annotation, cellular component: myosin complex. Gene Ontology annotation, molecular function: cytoskeletal motor activity; ATP binding; actin filament binding. The record is from RefSeq and is a predicted model, not a curated record. The transcript is spliced from 42 exons. The coding region runs from base 278 to 6271 and encodes 1997 amino acids. Lineage: Eukaryota; Metazoa; Chordata; Mammalia; Dasyuromorphia; Dasyuridae.
GGGGGGGGGGGGUGAACCGGAGGUAGGACCGCUUCUCGGGAUUGCCAACGUCUAGCCUCGGAGUUGGACGCUCCAACGGACCCGCGGUGAUGGGCGUGGGACUGGCCCAAUGAGGGUGGGCGUGGGAGGGGCGGCGCGGCGCAGCAGUGCUAAAGGAGCCCGGCGGAGGCGGCGGUGGGUUUUCGUCUGAGGAGCCGGAUCUGUGGUCGCUGCUAGGUACUUGCGGUCGCCAUCAUCUCCACUUCAAGGCAUAUACCAUUGUAUUUUUCCCUUUACAAUGGCGCAGAGGAGUGGACUUGAAGAUCCGGAGAGGUAUCUCUUUGUGGAUAGGGCUGUAAUUUACAAUCCUGCCACUCAGGCUGACUGGACUGCUAAAAAGCUGGUUUGGAUUCCAUCAGAACGCCAUGGUUUUGAGGCAGCAAGUAUCAAGGAAGAGAGAGGAGAUGAAGUCAUAGUUGAAUUGGCAGAGAAUGGAAAGAAAGCAAUGGUCAAUAAAGAUGAUAUUCAAAAGAUGAACCCACCUAAAUUUUCCAAAGUGGAAGAUAUGGCAGAAUUAACAUGUUUGAAUGAAGCAUCUGUUUUACAUAACCUCAAGGAUCGUUAUUAUUCUGGACUUAUUUAUACCUACUCUGGACUAUUCUGUGUAGUCAUAAAUCCUUACAAGAAUCUUCCAAUUUACUCUGAAAAUAUUAUCGAAAUGUACAGAGGGAAGAAACGUCAUGAGAUGCCCCCACACAUUUAUGCUAUAUCUGAAUCUGCUUACAGAUGUAUGCUUCAAGAUCGUGAAGAUCAGUCGAUUCUUUGCACGGGUGAAUCUGGUGCUGGAAAAACAGAAAAUACCAAGAAAGUUAUUCAGUAUCUUGCUCAUGUUGCUUCUUCCCAUAAAGGAAGAAAGGACCAUAACAUUCCGGGAGAACUUGAAAGGCAACUUUUACAAGCAAAUCCAAUCCUUGAAUCAUUUGGAAAUGCAAAAACUGUGAAAAAUGACAACUCUUCUCGUUUUGGCAAGUUUAUACGGAUUAACUUUGAUGUGACUGGUUAUAUCGUUGGAGCCAACAUCGAGACAUAUCUUUUGGAAAAAUCUCGAGCAGUUCGUCAAGCUAAAGAUGAACGUACAUUUCACAUAUUUUACCAACUGCUAUCUGGAGCAGGAGAACAUCUAAAGUCUGACUUGCUUCUUGAAGGAUUUAAUAACUAUAGAUUUUUAUCCAAUGGCUACAUUCCUAUUCCUGGACAGCAAGACAAAGAUAACUUUCAAGAGACAAUGGAAGCGAUGCAUAUAAUGGGCUUCUCUCAUGAUGAAAUCUUGUCAAUGCUUAAAGUAGUGUCUUCAGUGCUACAGUUUGGAAACAUCUCCUUUAAAAAAGAAAGGAAUACUGAUCAAGCUUCCAUGCCAGAAAACACAGUUGCACAGAAACUCUGUCAUCUCCUGGGGAUGAAUGUAAUGGAAUUUACUCGUGCCAUCCUUACUCCUCGGAUCAAGGUUGGCAGAGAUUAUGUCCAGAAAGCCCAAACUAAGGAACAAGCUGAUUUUGCUGUAGAAGCACUGGCAAAAGCUACCUAUGAACGUCUUUUUCGCUGGCUUGUUCAUCGAAUUAAUAAAGCUCUGGAUAGAACCAAACGACAAGGAGCAUCUUUCAUUGGAAUUCUGGAUAUAGCUGGGUUUGAAAUUUUUGAGUUGAAUUCCUUCGAGCAACUCUGCAUCAACUAUACCAAUGAGAAACUGCAACAGUUGUUCAAUCAUACCAUGUUUGUCCUUGAGCAAGAAGAAUACCAGCGAGAAGGCAUUGAGUGGAAUUUCAUUGAUUUUGGACUAGAUCUGCAGCCCUGUAUUGACUUAAUAGAACGACCAGCUAAUCCACCUGGUGUUUUGGCUCUUUUGGAUGAAGAAUGCUGGUUUCCUAAAGCUACUGACAAGACCUUCGUGGAAAAACUAGUUCAAGAGCAAGGCACACAUUCCAAGUUCCAAAAACCCAGACAGCUGAAAGACAAGGCAGAUUUUUGUAUUAUUCAUUAUGCAGGAAAGGUGGAUUAUAAGGCUGAUGAGUGGCUGAUGAAGAACAUGGAUCCACUGAAUGACAAUGUAGCUACACUUUUACAUCAGUCCUCAGACAGAUUUGUUGCUGAACUUUGGAAAGAUGAGAUUCAGAAUAUUCAGAGAGCUUCUUUCUAUGACAAUAUUUCUGGUCUUCAUGAUCUACCAGUGGAUCGUAUUGUGGGUCUGGAUCAAGUCACUGGCAUGACAGAGACUGCUUUUGGUUCAGCAUAUAAAACCAAAAAGGGCAUGUUUCGUACUGUUGGGCAGUUAUACAAAGAAUCUCUCACUAAAUUGAUGGCCACCCUUCGAAAUACUAACCCUAACUUUGUUCGCUGCAUCAUUCCCAAUCAUGAGAAGAGGGCUGGAAAACUGGAUCCUCAUCUAGUUCUUGAUCAGCUCCGUUGCAAUGGUGUCUUGGAAGGGAUUAGAAUUUGUCGACAGGGAUUCCCAAACCGGAUAGUGUUCCAGGAAUUCAGACAGAGAUAUGAGAUUCUAACUCCAAAUGCUAUUCCAAAAGGCUUUAUGGAUGGUAAACAAGCUUGUGAACGAAUGAUCCGAGCCCUAGAAUUAGAUCCUAAUUUGUAUAGAAUUGGACAAAGCAAGAUAUUCUUCAGAGCUGGAGUUCUGGCCCACUUGGAGGAAGAACGAGAUUUAAAGAUUACAGACAUCAUCAUCUUUUUCCAGGCUGUUUGUAGAGGUUACUUAGCCAGAAAGGCAUUUGCAAAGAAACAGCAACAAUUGAGUGCCCUGAAAGUCUUACAGCGUAACUGUGCAGCUUAUCUAAAAUUACGUCAUUGGCAAUGGUGGCGAGUUUUUACUAAGGUAAAGCCUCUACUGCAAGUUACCCGCCAGGAGGAGGAGCUUCAGGCCAAGGAUGAAGAGCUGUUGAAAGUUAAAGAGAAGCAGACAAAGGUAGAAGAAGAGCUUGAAGAAAUGGAAAGGAAACACCAACAGCUUUUAGAGGAGAAGAACAUUCUUGCAGAGCAGUUGCAAGCAGAAACAGAGCUCUUUGCUGAAGCUGAAGAGAUGCGAGCUCGUCUAGCUGCCAAAAAACAGGAGCUAGAAGAAAUUCUUCAUGACUUGGAGUCCAGGGUUGAAGAGGAAGAAGAACGAAACCAAAUUCUCCAAAAUGAAAAGAAAAAAAUGCAAGGGCACAUUCAGGACUUAGAAGAGCAGCUUGAUGAGGAAGAAGGAGCUCGACAAAAACUGCAGUUAGAAAAAGUCACAGCAGAAGCCAAAAUCAAGAAAAUGGAAGAGGAAAUUCUACUUUUAGAGGACCAAAAUUCCAAAUUUAUCAAGGAAAAGAAACUGAUGGAAGAUCGCAUUGCUGAAUGUUCUUCUCAACUGGCUGAAGAAGAAGAGAAAUCCAAAAACUUGACCAAACUCAGGAAUAAGCAAGAGGUGAUGAUCACAGAUUUAGAAGAACGCUUAAAGAAGGAAGAGAAAACUCGUCAAGAGCUGGAAAAAGCUAAAAGAAAACUUGAUGGUGAAACUACAGAUCUUCAGGACCAAAUAGCUGAGCUGCAGGCCCAGAUUGAAGAACUAAAAAUCCAAUUGGCCAAAAAAGAGGAGGAACUACAGGGUGCUCUUGCCAGAGGCGAUGAUGAAACACUUCAUAAAAACAAUGCACUGAAAGUUGUACGAGAACUACAAGCUCAGAUUGCUGAGCUCCAGGAGGACCUAGAGUCAGAAAAGGUGUCCCGAAACAAAGCAGAGAAGCAGAAAAGAGACUUGAGUGAAGAGCUGGAAGCCCUGAAAACAGAACUUGAGGAUACUUUGGAUACUACUGCAGCUCAGCAAGAGUUAAGGACAAAACGUGAGCAGGAAGUAGCUGAACUGAAGAAAGCUAUUGAAGAAGAAACUAAGAACCAUGAAGCACAAAUCCAAGAUAUAAGGCAGAGACAUGCUAAUGCCCUAGAGGAACUCUCUGAACAACUUGAACAAGCUAAAAGGUUCAAAGUAAAUCUUGAAAAAAAUAAGCAAGGUCUAGAGACUGAUAACAAGGAGUUGGCCUGUGAAGUGAAGGUAUUACAGCAAGUCAAAGCUGAAUCUGAACACAAGAGAAAGAAACUGGAUGCUCAGGUACAAGAACUUCAUGCCAAGGUCACAGAAGGAGACAGGCUGCGGAUAGAACUUGCUGAAAAAGCAAAUAAGCUCCAAAAUGAGUUGGAUAAUGUCUCAACUCUCCUGGAAGAAGCAGAGAAAAAGGGCAUUAAGUUUGCCAAGGAUGCAGCCAGUCUUGAGUCACAGUUACAGGAUACACAGGAGUUGCUUCAGGAAGAGACGCGCCAAAAGUUAAACCUCAGCAGUCGAAUCAGGCAAUUAGAGGAGGAGAAGAACAAUCUUCAGGAGCAGCAGGAGGAAGAAGAGGAGGCCAGGAAAAGCCUGGAAAAACAAGUGUUAGGCUUGCAUUCGCAGUUGGCUGAUGCUAAGAAAAAGGUAGAAGAUGAUUUGGGAACAAUUGAAAAUUUGGAAGAGAGCAAGAAGAAAUUGCUGAAAGACAUGGAGGCUUUGAGCCAGCGCUUAGAGGAAAAGGCACUGGCUUAUGAUAAGCUUGAGAAAACUAAGACACGCUUACAGCAAGAGCUCGAUGACUUAAUGGUGGAUCUAGAUCAUCAACGCCAGAUUGUUUCCAACUUAGAGAAAAAGCAGAAGAAAUUCGAUCAACUCUUAGCAGAAGAAAAGAAUGUUUCUGCUCGAUAUGCAGAAGAGAGAGAUCGGGCUGAAGCAGAAGCAAGAGAGAAAGAGACCAAAGCCUUGUCCUUGGCCCGAGCCCUGGAAGAAGCAUUAGAAGCAAAGGAGGAAUUUGAGAGGCAGAAUAAGCAGCUGCGCACUGAUAUGGAAGACUUGAUGAGCUCAAAGGAUGAUGUGGGGAAAAAUGUCCAUGAACUUGAAAAAUCCAAAAGGACUUUGGAACAGCAAGUUGAAGAAAUGAAGACACAGUUAGAAGAGCUAGAAGAUGAACUUCAGGCUACAGAAGAUGCUAAACUUCGUCUGGAAGUCAAUAUGCAAGCCAUGAAGUCCCAGUUUGAGAGAGAUUUGCAGACUAGAGAUGAACAGAAUGAAGAGAAAAAGAGAUUACUGAUUAAACAGGUGCGUGAACUUGAGGCAGAAUUGGAGGAUGAGCGUAAACAAAGGGCUCUUGCAGUUGCUUCCAAGAAGAAAAUGGAAAUGGACCUGAAGGACCUUGAGGCACAAAUAGAGACGGCAAAUAAGGCAAGGGAUGAAGUGAUCAAACAGCUUCGAAAACUUCAGGUACAAAUGAAAGACUACCAGCGUGAAUUAGAAGAAGCUCGUGCAUCCCGGGAUGAGAUCUUUGUUCAGUCCAAGGAAAAUGAAAAAAAAUUAAAAAGUCUGGAAGCAGAAAUACUUCAACUACAAGAGGAACUUGCUUCUUCUGAAAGAGCCCGUCGACAUGCUGAACAAGAGAGAGAUGAACUUGCUGAUGAGAUAGCCAACAGUGCUUCUGGGAAAUCCUCUUUACUGGAUGAGAAACGGCGCCUGGAAGCUCGUAUUGCACAGCUGGAAGAAGAACUGGAGGAAGAACAGAGCAAUAUGGAGCUCCUCAAUGACCGGUUCCGUAAAGCCACUUUGCAGGUGGAUGCCCUCAAUUCUGAGCUGGCUGGAGAGCGUAGUGCUGCCCAAAAAAGUGAAAGUUCCCGUCAGCAGCUUGAGAGACAGAGCAAAGAGCUAAAGGCUAAAUUGCAGGAGCUGGAAGGGUCAGUAAAGUCCAAAUUCAAGGCCACCAUCUCUGCUUUGGAAGCAAAGAUUGGACAAAUGGAAGAACAGCUUGAACAAGAAGCCAAGGAACGAGCAGCAGCCAAUAAGCUUGUUCGUCGUACAGAGAAGAAACUAAAAGAGAUUUUCAUGCAGGUAGAAGAUGAACGUCGACAUGCAGAUCAAUACAAAGAGCAGAUGGAGAAAGCCAACGCCAGGAUGAAGCAGCUCAAACGCCAACUUGAAGAAGCAGAAGAGGAGGCCACCCGGGCUAACGCCUCCCGGCGCAAACUCCAGCGUGAACUGGAUGAUGCCAUAGAGGCCAAUGAAGGCUUGAGCCGGGAAGUCACUACUCUGAAAAACAGGCUGAGGAGAGGAGGUCCAAUCACCUUCUCUUCCAGUCGAUCCAGCAGGCGCCAACUACAUAUUGAGGGAGCAUCCCUUGAACUGUCAGAUGAUGACACAGAGAGCAAAACCAGUGAUGUCAACGAGAUGCCACCUGCACCAGUGGAGUAGAGAGAAAGGACCAGAAGCCAGUUAUGAUACUGUGGGGUGAACAAGGACUUCCCUGACCACCAGUCUGCCUUGUGGCCACUAAUCUGCAAAGGAAAUGGGCAAAUUAUAAGAUUAUUUACUGAAAGGUCAACUGUGUUGUCUUAAGGCUCUCUAGCCUCCCCAUAACAUACCUUGCUUCAACUAUAGGUACAAAUGUUCUUUAUAUCUAUAUAUAUCUAUAUAUAUAUAUAGAUAGAUAGAUAGAUAUAUGCAUAUAUAUACAUAUAUCUAUCUAUAUAUAUAUAUAUAGGAUUGUCUGCUCAACGCAUCUAUUUUCCAAGUAUUCUUAAAUUCAUAAAAUGCUGUCUGAAGAGAUUUUUUUUUUUAAGGAAACCUCAAACCCUUCAUUCCCAGAUACUUUCAUUGGGGCAGACCCAUGGUUGUUAUUAUGCAUGCUUUCUGUUGUACAGUUAACUUAUCUUCUCCUAUGUUUAUGUGGCCCUUGGUUUCUCAGCUAUAUCAAGUCCCUUACAACAUUGUAAAGACUCAAAUGCACCUAUAUCUUUCAUUUUACUCUCAUAUUGUGAUCAACACUAUAUCAGUGCGCAAACUAUGAAAAUGGUUUUGGAAGUACUAAAAGGACCAGAAUGGGAUGGGGAGAGUAGCCUUUACUUUGGUUAACUUGCCACAUCCCAUGAAGGAUGGCCCUGUUCUGGAUAUGAUUCUUGGAUCUAUACAUGUGGACUCUUCUUGGUCAGAUCUGGUCCUUGCAGAAGGACAAUUAAAACUUUGCGGUUGAGUAAAUUAAUUUAUUUACUACUGGGUGAGUCUCUAAAACCCUUUGUUAGUGCUUCCUACUCUUUAUGAGUAAGCAACCUCUGCACUGCAGAGCAGAGAUUUGUGAAAGACCCUGCAGCUGCUGGUGCUGACCUUGAAUUCCAGCCAUGGCUUUUGAACUAGAAAAGGGGAACAUUGGUUUUUUUAUGUCUGAGGCUUGUUCUAAGUUUGUCAGUGGUUUAGAGGCUCAUCAUUGGAUACCUGUUUUCCUAAAUGUUAAUAUGCCAGUGAAUAUGACUCCUUUCUUUUCCCUUUUAAACAGUGUUACAAUGAAUAUUUAGCAUUCUCUUUUGGUUAAUAGUUAAAUAAUCUGAUAUUACAGAAAGUGCCUUAGAUACUAUUGUACUAAGACAAUGUUAAAUAUAUUAUUUACCUAUAUAACAAUUUAAUGUAUUAAUUUUUGACUGCGCUUCAUAUCAUGUACCUCUCUAGUGAAAGUGGUAUGAUGAAUAUUCAGUGAUGAUGAAUCAGUGUUAAUUUUAAAUCUUUGAUAUUCUGCAUUGGACUUGAGAACAUGACUCAUAUUUUGGGUUUAAAGCUUUAACAUCGGUUAUGAAGGUUAUGAAGGUGGGAAUGGAAUCUCUUAUUUCAUCCCAUUCCCUUUAUGAAUCAUACUGGCUGCUGACCACCAGGCACUUGACUGCAAACAUCUUUUCUUGUAUCCCCAUAUUUCUAGACAAUGAUUUUUGUAAGACAAUAAAUUUAUUAUAGAUA